AUGAUUGAAAGCAGUAUUGGUUAUGAUUCAAUAAAAUUACCAUAAAAAUUCCUGAAGGAUAUAAUGUUUUGAAGUAAAUCUAGAAUGAGUUGGAUAACGAAUGCCCAAAUUAAGUUGAGUUCCUAAAACAUACCUAUGACUUUUAUUGUUUAAUUACACAUUAUUUCGAAUAAAAUAAAGUUCCUUUAAUUUAUAAAAAUACGAAAGUUUAGUCUAAAUUAGAUAUGCUGGAAACCCUAUAAUAUACUUAGAUAGUAGACAAAAUUUUAUAACAAAACAAAAACGAUUAAAAUUAAAUUGAUGAAAUCUAUAAAAAACUCAAUUUCAAUAUUUAAUACAUAGAACAUAAUAGUGAGAAAGUUAAAUUAAUAAAUAUAUUCAAACAUAACACAUAAAGUUAUUCUUGUAAAUUAGAAGUUAAACAUGUCUUUGAGCUAACAAAAUAAUAAGACGAUAAGAGAUUCAAAAAAGAUCUUGAAAAUAGAAUGCUCUUUUUUAAUGGUUCAAAAUCAAUUAACAUUGCAGGUAUCUUGGCUAAAAGAUUAAAAUAGCACUGCUUGAAGCUCCAAUCACAACAUAUAGAUUUGGAAAGGUAAGCUAUUUAAUUAUAAUUUUCAGGGAAUUUAUUUUACUGAUGUUGUUGAAAAAGCAGUAAGUUAUGGUUUCACAGAUCUUCAAACAAACUCUAUAUUUAUUUUACUUUGCGAUAUGGCAUUGGGUAACACAGUUAUCAAAUUCCACUAUGAUUGUAACGCUGGCAAUCUCCCUAUGGAGAACCAUAGCACUUGUGGUAAAGCUAGAUUUUAUCCUCCAGAAAAUCUUAUGUUGAAAUGCCAGGAUUGCCUAAUGUAAAAGUUCCAAUUGGUAUGCCUGAACCUUCAGACUUUCAGAAUACAUCUAGGUUAAAGUGCAAUGAAUUUAUAGUUUAUGAUGAUGCUUGAGUCAGGCUAAAGUAUUUAGUCAAAUUGA
Paramecium octaurelia is the source of this 969-nucleotide messenger RNA. The record is from the annotation of a GenBank genome assembly. NCBI's taxonomy places the organism in Eukaryota, Ciliophora, Oligohymenophorea, Peniculida, Parameciidae.